Molecule: messenger RNA, 4464 nt
Organism: Necator americanus (New World hookworm)
Lineage: Eukaryota; Metazoa; Nematoda; Chromadorea; Rhabditida; Ancylostomatidae
Exons: 36
Coding region: 1-4464 (1487 amino acids)
Biological process (GO): mRNA splicing, via spliceosome
Cellular component (GO): intracellular anatomical structure; spliceosomal complex
Molecular function (GO): protein binding; ATP binding; 3'-5' RNA helicase activity
Source: RefSeq, a predicted model, not a curated record
AUGUCAGAGGAGGCGAUUGAUCGUCUCGAAGGUCGUAUCGACACAUUUGGUGGAUUGGUCAUUCGCAAGCAAAAAUCUGACACGGAUAAGAAAUCACGUGAAGAAAGCAGGUCAAUACUCGGCUUGGACAAGUUGGCACGUGCUAAGAAAGAGGAACACUCCAGGAAACGAGGCGAUGAAACUCCUGGUGCAGGAGUCACUGAUAGCGUACGCAGAGGCAUCCAAAAGUUCCAGUCAGAAAAAUAUAAGGAUGAGCGUCGCGGAUUAGCCGCUGAUAGUAGAAAACGAGAUAGAGAUCGGGACAGAGACAGAGAAAGAAGCUCUCGCGAUGAUCAAAGAGACACAAGAAAUCGCAAAGAUGAUCGACGACGAUCUGAAAGAAGAGAUCGUGACGAGAAACGAAGUCGAAAGGAUUAUGAAACUCCGAAUUUCAAGGUUCCUUUUACUCCUUCCCGUUAUGGAUGGAAUGAUGACGAUGUGCCAGUGCAAAAGUCAUCGUGGGACACUCCUUCUCCGCGCACAGUGUCCUCUUCACGUCGAGGAGAUUCUGAAAGAAGUGUUUCAAGCAUAUGGCGAAGUGAGCGUCGACAUCGUGAUGAAGAUCAAAGAAAGAAAUACGAACGUACUGAAGAAUCUGUUCGCUCUUUGAAAGAUGAGGCUUUUGAGCCAACUUUUUACGAUGCAGCCGAGAGAGCGCAAUGGGAAGCAGAGCAGAAAAUAAUAGACCGAGAAUGGUAUGAUAACGAUGGCGUAUACGACGACGAGUACAAUCCUUUUGCUAAGGUUAGUGAAGAAUUCGUCGAGAAACGGGAAAAACAGUGGCAAGAGAAGACUUCGGGACCGCGUCUUACACUAAAACAACAGUCUAUAAAGCGAGAAAAUGAACUAUGGGAAAACAAUCGAUUGCACAGAUCAGGAGUUGUUGCACUCACUGACGAGUUGUCGAGCGUUUUCGAAGAUGAAACAGAUGAGAACCGCGUUCAUUUGCUUGUCCACAAUAUAGUUCCGCCUUUUCUCGACGGAAGGAUAGUCUUUACACGGCAAUCCAAACCAGUCAUACCAGUUGUGGAUACAACAUGCGAUAUGGCUGUUGCAGCAGCUCGUGGAAGCAAAGUGGUUCGUCAAUUUCGGGAGUCUGAAGAGAGGAAGAAGGCUCAAGAAAAACAUUGGGAGCUGGCUGGAAGUAACUUGGGAAAUUUGAUGGGAGUGAAACAGAAGCCGGAUGAAACUGGUGAUCCUGAGGAAGAAGAUAAUAGCAACUAUAAGGAAUCCCACCAAUUCGCAUCACAUAUGAGUGAGAAAAUGGAUGCAGUAUCUGACUUCGCACUUGAGAAAACUAUCAAGCAGCAACGAGAAUACUUGCCAGUAUUUGCGUGCCGGCAGAAAAUGAUGACUGUGGUUCGAGAAAAUAAUGUUGUCAUCAUUGUCGGAGAAACGGGUUCCGGAAAAACCACCCAACUUGCUCAGUAUCUGCUUGAAGAUGGCUUUGGAGAUACAGGUAUCAUUGGAUGUACACAACCUCGUCGUGUCGCUGCCAUGAGUGUGGCGAAACGCGUUGCAGAUGAAAUGGGAGUAGAGCUUGGACAAGAAGUUGGAUAUGCUAUUCGAUUUGAGGACUGCACUUCAGAAAAGACUGUAAUCAAGUACAUGACAGAUGGUAUUCUGUUGAGAGAGUGUUUAGGCGAUGGGGAUCUGGAUCAGUACAGUGCAAUAAUCAUGGAUGAAGCCCACGAAAGAUCAUUGAAUACUGAUGUGCUGUUUGGGCUUCUCCGCGAUGUGGUAGCUCGGAGAACUGAUCUCCGUCUGAUUGUCACAUCUGCGACUAUGGAUGCUGAUAAAUUUGCAAAUUUCUUUGGAGGCAGUUGUCCCACAUUUACUAUUCCUGGCCGUACAUUCCCUGUUGAGAUCUUUCAUGCUAGGGCACCGGUAGAAGACUACGUAGAUGCUGCAGUCAAGCAAGCGAUUACGGUGCAUCUCGGUGGCAUGGAAGGUGACAUUUUGAUUUUCAUGCCGGGUCAAGAAGAUAUUGAGGUAACUUGUGAACUCAUGAAGACACGACUAGGAGAACUCGACGAAGCUCCUCCUCUUGCUGUACUUCCGAUCUACUCCCAGUUGCCCAGUGACUUACAGGCAAAAAUCUUCCAACGCGCUCCAGGAGGAAUGCGGAAGUGCAUCGUAGCCACCAACAUUGCUGAGACAUCUUUAACAGUCGACGGGAUUUUGUUUGUUAUUGAUCCUGGUUUCUGCAAAAUGAAAGUUUACAACCCACGAAUUGGUAUGGAUGCCUUACAGAUCUUCCCUGUGUCGCAAGCCUCUGCAAAUCAGAGAUCAGGUCGUGCUGGUCGAACAGGACCAGGGCAAUGCUUCCGUUUAUACACGGAAAGACAGUUUAAAGAGGAGAUGCUUGUAUCGACUGUCCCUGAAAUUCAACGUACAAAUCUCUCGAAUGUUGUGUUGUUAUUGAAAUCACUUGGAGUAGACGACCUACUCAAAUUCCAUUUUAUGGAUGCUCCACCGCAGGACAAUAUGCUUAAUUCCAUGUAUCAACUGUGGACUUUAGGAGCUCUGGACAAUACCGGACGUCUCACUGAUCUUGGAAGAAUGAUGGUGGAAUUUCCGCUUGAUCCAACUCUUUCGAAAAUGUUGAUAGUUUCGGAAAGUAUGGGCUGUAGCGAGGAGGUGCUCACAAUUGUAUCUAUGCUUUCGGUGCCAGCCAUAUUUUUCCGGCCAAAGGGAAGGGAAGAUGAAGCCGAUUCGAAGAAAGAGAAGUUUCAGGUGCCCGAAUCUGAUCAUUUGACAUUUUUGAACGUUUAUCUACAAUGGCGACAGCAUAAGUAUUCAGCGAAAUGGUGUGCUGAUAACUAUAUACACGCAAAGGCCAUUAAGAAGGUACGGGAGGUGCGUGCGCAGCUAAAAGAGAUUAUGCAAGAGCAGAAAAUCAAGAUAAUUUCUACCGGUAGCGACUGGGACGUGAUCCGAAAAUGUAUUUGUUCUGCUUAUUUCCACAAUGCUGGCAGGCUUAAGGGGAUUGGUGAAUACGUGAAUGUUCGUACUGGCAUUCCAUGCUUCCUGCAUCCUACUUCAGCACUCUUCGGGAUGGGUUUCAUGCCUGACUAUGUAGUUUAUCACGAACUGGUCAUGACAGCAAAGGAAUACAUGCAAUGCGUUACGGCCGUCGAUGCUGUAUGGUUGGCUGAACUUGGACCUAUGUUCUAUUCGGUGAAGGAAUCGAAGACAUCGCGAUCCGAAAAGAGAAUGGAAAGCGUUCGAACAGCGGAGAGUAUGGAAGAAGAAAUGAAAGAAGCUCAACGAGAAAUGCAACGACGAAAGGAAGAAUCUGAAAGGGCGUAUAAGCGUCCAGAUAGUGUGCGAAUAGCUGAUGAGUAUCCAGCGCAUCACCAAACUGCUCAAGGAGGAUCCAAAUCAGAAAGACCAUGGAGUGUGAACAUUGCCAGAAUACGAAACUUCAUCAAGAGACAUGCGGAUGUGAAGCAGAUCAGCUUGAGAAGUGCAGACGAAAAAGAAAACACGCAAGUCUGCGGAGUGCCUGCGGCGGGAGUCUAUUCGGUGGUUCUGCGUUUGAGGAUGGAGCUGCUUCCACCUGAGCUGCUGCAGAGAAUCUGUCUUUUCCUGCAACCAACGGAUCGUCUUAGUCUUUCUCUUGUUUCUUCACGAAUCUUUGCUGCUCUAGGACGUCUUAUUCCGCGCCCGUCAACCGUACGUGUUCAAAUCGGCAACUGUCCUGCAACAGCACGGGUUAAAGGACAUGAUACCUCAUUAGCGCUAUGUCAGUGUGAUCGUCACGACACUCAUUCGCUACUUUCCAUGGUACUGCCUCUGAUUUCAAGCGGAGCAACAUCACUGGAUUUGGAAGAUGAGCUGGCUCGUGAUCGGAUUAGAGAUUAUCAUGUACACGAACUCCUUACGCAGAGCGCUGGAGCACCUUUAACCAGGCUUGCGUUAUCCAACUGUGACUUAACGAACGUCAAGCCAUGGACUAUGGCUCAAAUAGCGCAGUUUAAUAAGCUUCAAGAGUUAGUUUUCGACAGCUGUAACUUCCCAGUCUCAGAAAGUCAGUUAAUUCGCGGCAUGGCACCAUCAUUUAAAACUCUCUCGAGACUCGAAAUAAGUGAUAAUCAUCAGGUCACAGACAAGCUAGCCAGAUCUGUGGCUCGUUGUUGUCCACUGCUGGAGACGUUCUGCGUUUCUGGAUGUCCAUCAGUAUCCGCUUUGUCGGCGUUGGUACUAAUGGAGGCCGCAUUUCUCCGCGUUAGUCAGAUGCUUACGAUGCAUGUGGAGAAGACGGGGUUCGACGUAAAUCAGCUGAGUCGCUACAUCAGCAGUCCGCUGUUUGCUAACAGAAAUGAGUGGAAGUUAACACCAACUGCGGUCCACCUAGGAUACGAGAAGUCUGCAGUGCUUGCUGAACACAUAAGGGCUGUUUGCGUACUAAUCUAUGUGUAG